GCUCCAUGUACCCCUUUCUCCCGCCUUUCUUCUUCCCCUACCCACCGCUGUCAUCCACAUAUCACGAGCAAUCAAACAAUCAAAUACUAAUCCACCCCUCAACAAAAUAAAAGGGGUUCGAGUGAAGUCGACAACCGGCUUUCUUUGUUUUGUGUUUUUUUUAAAAUUUGAUACGAGACAAAAAAGGGCGACCUCACGAAUCAUGAACGAAACAAAUUCCUUGAUUCUCCCCCAAGUGACAUGUUGAUGGAUGUUGUGGUCCAUGUUGAAAUGAUGCCAAAUCCCCCUCCUGUCCGCCCUGUCAAUGCAUUGCAUGCCCCCCGUAAACUUUCCGAGAGCCCAAAACCUCCGUAUGGCCCCGCCCCACGUACUCGCGCCUCUCUCUCUCUUCCAUUUGAAACAGAAGGCUAUAAUACUGCUAGAUUUAGGCACAAACCACAGCAAACCAAAACACGAAAUAAAUUCUGGUUUUUUUUCGCGAGAGAAGAAGCUAUAUGCAUGCUUGGGUAGCGAGCGGGCCGAACAAAUCAAUCCAUCGCCCCGCUAAGUCCCGUCGCCCGGCACCCGUUCUCGCGCGCGCGCCAUGCUCCCCCCGGCCCGAUCACCAAGGAAGGCAUGGCGAAGGAAGGCUGCAGAAAAAAAAGUAACAAAACCAUCUAGAAGAAUACGAUGGAACAUUCUGUAACUCGAACCAAAACCAUCCUUUGGUUUCCUUCAAACGUCACCAUCCAAUUUCGAAUGAGUAGCACAGAGAACAACGGUGAACCAUGAUGGUGUUGCCAUGGUAAUGCAAUGCCUGUCACCCAAUCUAUCUCGUGUCGUCCCAUCAUCCCUCUCUGUCGUCAUCUGCCUCUCUUUAUUCCUCAAUUGAACGCUCUGGCAAGGUUUAUUGUUUCAUUUUGAUUCUUGAAUUUUGUUUGUUUGGUG
Messenger RNA from Periconia digitata, 927 nucleotides. The record is from the annotation of a GenBank genome assembly. Lineage: Eukaryota; Fungi; Ascomycota; Dothideomycetes; Pleosporales; Periconiaceae.